Pungitius pungitius (ninespine stickleback) is the source of this 5119-nucleotide messenger RNA. Its product is annotated as membrane-associated guanylate kinase, WW and PDZ domain-containing protein 3. Lineage: Eukaryota; Metazoa; Chordata; Actinopteri; Perciformes; Gasterosteidae. Gene Ontology annotation, cellular component: cytoplasm; cell-cell junction. The record is from RefSeq and is a predicted model, not a curated record. Gene Ontology annotation, molecular function: protein binding. Gene Ontology annotation, biological process: signal transduction.
GUUUCGGGAGCUUGGCAACGUCUCUCCUGGCGGAGCCAGGUGUGUCCAAACCUGCAGCGGACCAAACGCUCGCAGAUGUCUCCGGGCUCAGUAGUCACCGCGCGGCCGGAUGUCAGGAGGCACUCCUCGUUGCCGCACGACGUCUCGGGCGGCAGUCACUCCGCGAUCCGCCGGCUGAGGGAGAUACUCUCUGUUUACAUUUAGUUUGGACCCCCACCACCCCCCCUCCUCCUCCCCUGCUCUCCCCUCCACACACACACACACACACACACACACCCAGACCCGGGGACGGAGCGGCGCGUUGGAGAGAGGGACACCUGAAUCGGUCCUCUUGAAGCCAUCUCGCCGCUUUUUUUUUUUGUUGCUUUUUUUUGGGGGGGGGGGAGCGGGGAGCGCGCGCGCUCGGAUUUAUCGCAGCCCGGGCGGCUGUGCGCGCACAAACCCGUAGGAUGACGCACCUCCGCGGCGGAUUCCCGGGGUAAAAAUCGGGCUCCUACAUGUCAUGGAUAUGAAACCCCCCCCAGCAGCAGCAGCAGCAGCAGCAGCAGGUCGAGAGAACCACACGGGAGGUUCAAUCAGGCCGCGUCUCUCCGUCUAACGACACCGAGCCGAGGUGCCCACUUUGAUCGCUAGCCGCACGCGCAGGAGGAGCAGGAGCAGCAGGAGCAGGAGGAGCAGCCAUGUCCAGGACGCUGAAGAAGAAGAAACACUGGUCCGGCAAAGUGGUGGAGUGCGCGGUGUCAUGGGGGAACCUGGGGGACUUCGGCACCGUGGUGGAGGUUCUCGGAGGAGCCGAGCUGGGGCAGUUCCCCUACCUGGGCCAGAUGAAGCUGGACGUGCUGGUGUGUCACGUGGGGAAGCUGCCCUACUACGGAGACGUCCUGCUGGAGGUGAACGGGACGCCCGUCAGUGGACUUACAAACCGGGACACCCUGGCAGUCAUCCGCCACUUUCGGGAGCCGGUUCGCUUGAAGACGGUGAAACCAGGUAAAGUAUUGAACACGGACCUGCGCCACUACCUCAGUCUGCAGUUCCAGAAGGGCUCGCUGGACCACAAGCUCCAACAGAUCAUACGGGACAACCUCUACCUGCGCACCAUCCCCUGUACCACGCGGCUCCCGCGGGAGACGGAGGUGCCCGGAGUGGACUACAACUUCAUCAGUGUGGGAGACUUCAGGAUCCUGGAGGAGAGCGGACUCCUCCUGGAGAGCGGCACCUAUGACGGAAACUACUACGGGACCCCGAAGCCGCCGGCGGAGCCCAACCUGGUGCAGCCGGACCUGGUGGAUCAGGUGCUUUUUGAUGAAGACUACGGCGGCGAGAUGCCCAGGAAACGCACCACCUCCGUCAGUAAGAUGGACAGGAAGGACAGCGCGGUCCCCGAGGAGGAGGACGACGACGAGAGGCCACCGCUGGUCAACGGACUGCCUGAGCACAAAGAGGGCGCCCACUGGAGGAAAGCGGUGCCCAGCUACAACCAGUCCAGCAGCGCCAUGGACUUCCGCACCUGGAGCUCCCUGCCCCGCGACGACAGCCUGGAGCCGCUGCCCCUCAACUAGAUGGCUUACACUGAGACCGGCAUGGUCUACUUCAUAGAUCACAACACCAAGACGACCACGUGGCUGGACCCCCGCUUGGCGAAGAAGGCGAAGCCCCCGGAGAAGUGCGAGGAUGGGGCUUCUUACGGCUGGGAGGAGAUCGACGACCCGCAGUACGGCACAUACUACGUCGACCACAUCAACCAGAAAACCCAGUUUGAGAACCCGGUCCUGGAGGCGAAGAAGAAGCUGAGCCAGGAGACGGCUGUGAUCCAACAAGCUGCAGCAGCACCUUCCCAAGGUAAGGGAGGUGCGUUCGGCUUCACCUCCGACCCCAGCGAGCUGCAGGGCGAACUGUACCACACGGCGCUGAAGAAGAGCUCCCAGGGAUUCGGAUUCACCAUCAUCGGCGGCGAUCGCACCGACGAGUUCCUGCAGGUGAAAAACGUGCUGAGCGACGGCCCCGCCGCCCACGACAAGAAGAUGGCGUCCGGUGAUGUCAUCGUUGAGAUUAACGGGAUUUCCGUGCUGGGCAAAACGCAUCCAGAGGUGGUGCAGAUGUUCCAAUCCAUCCACAUCAACCAGUAUGUGGACAUGGUGCUCUGCCGCGGCUACCCGCUCCCCCCGGAUGUGGAUCUGAACAGCGACGACCCCCUCCCGCCGCCGCCUCUCCCGCCGGCCGCCCAGCCCCAGCAGGCCCUGCACGGCGGCGAGGUGGUGACCGCCGUGCCCCUCAUCAACGGGCAGCCGCUGCUGGUGAAGGGCGACGUCCUCCACGGCUCCUCUCAGGAGCUCCACUACGUCACCACCGACGCCAGCGGGCGGCCCGUGGUGGCGGCCCUGCCCAACGGGAGGCACGGGGACGCCGCCGCGGGGACGACGCCGCCGCAGCCGGAGCUGGCGAGCGUGCCGCUGAUCAAGGGGCCCGGAGGGUUCGGGUUCGCCAUAGCCGACUGCCCGCUGGGCCAGAAGGUCAAGAUGAUCCUGGACGCCCAGUGGUGCCGCGGCCUGCAGAAAGGCGACGUCAUCAAGGAGGUCAACGGGCAGAAUGUCCAGACGCUCAGUCACGCCCAGGUGGUGGACAUUCUCAAGGACUUACCGGUCGGCAGCGAGGUCAACGUGGUCGUUCUGCGAGGAGGUCAAACAUCUCCCGUGAAGAGUCUUAAGCCUAGACAGGAAAUGACCGCCAGCACAGAGACGUUGGACGCCAUCCCGGACGCGGCGCCCCAGGCGCUGCCCUACCACUCCAACGCGAGCCCGCUGCGCUCCGCCGUCUCCCCAAGCGAGAAGCCGCGGGAGAUGUACCUGAAGUCCAAAGCCCUGCUGGAGAGCAGACAGCCUCACACCAAAGACAUCGACGUGUUUCUGAAGAGGGACAUCGAAACGGGCUUCGGGUUCCGUGUCCUCGGGGGAGAAGGCCCACAGCAGCCGAAUAUCUUCCCCCAGGUGUACAUCGGGGCCAUCGUGCCCAACGGCGCCGCGGAGAAGGACGGCCGCCUGCGAGCCGGAGACGAGCUCAUCGGCAUCGACGGCGUGAUGGUCAAAGGUCGCUCCCACAAGCAGGUGCUGGACCUGAUGACCAACGCGGCGCGGAACGGGCAGGUCAUGUUGACCGUGCAGAAGGUCGUCUACAGAGAUGCGACGGAGGAGGAGGCUCUGGAGAUGGCGCCGGUGCUGGUGAACGGCUCCCCCAAGCUGCCCCGCCUGCCGAUGCCCGGCGCCCUGGACCACGAGUCCUUCGACAUCACCCUCCACCGCAGAGACUCGGAGGGCUUCGGCUUCGUCAUCCUCACCUCCAAGAGCAAGCCGCCGUACGGGGUCAUUCCGCACAAGAUCGGGCGGAUCAUCGCCGGCAGCCCGACGGACCGCUGCGGCCUGCUGCACGUCGGCGAUCGCAUCUCGGCGGUGAACGGGCGCUCCAUCGUCGAGCUCUCUCACAACGACAUCGUCCAGCUCAUCAAGGGCGGCACCGUGGUCACCCUCACCGUGGUUCCGGAGGACGAAUACAAGGGCCCCCCAUCUGGAGCCAGUUCAGCCAAACAGAGUCCAGCGCCGCAGCACAGAGCCAUCGGGCCGAGGUCGACCCUGCAGGAUGAGCGUUACAGCAUGGAGCUGGAAGAGAAGAGGGAGGGGGUCGACUGGUCUGAACCCAGGAGCCUCUCCCUCAGUGAGCAGGGAACCAUGUGUGUGACGGGACCCAACCAGGGCUGUCUGACGGUGGAGCUGGAGAGGGGGCGGGGCUUCGGCUUUAGUCUGCGAGGGGGAACCGAGUACAAUGGCCUCUACAUCCUCCGACUGGCCGAGGACGGAGCCGCUCAGCUGGACGGACGCAUCCACGUUGGAGACGAGAUAGUGGAGAUCAACGGGGAGCCGGCGCGCGGCAUCUCCCACACGCGGGCCAUCGAGCUGAUCCAGGCCGGAGGAAGCAAAGUGGUGGUGCUGCUGCGACCCGGGGCGGGCCUGGCCCAGGACGCCGGUCGCCGCGAUCGAAAACUCAUUUCACCCACAGGCAACUCGGGGGAAGUGUUUCUCUCAAAUCCAUCCUCUGCACAUCCAACCGGGGCUUCCAUCUCCGCUCGCUCUCCCUUCUCCGGCAAACUCAAACAUUCCCACAGCUGCAGCAACAUCUCCGCGCCGGGCGCCAGGCAGCGCAGCGCCAGCAGCGGCGCUUUGCGCGGCGUGCAGGAGCGGGCCGCGGCGCUCUCCCCCGCCUCCCCCGAGCACGCGACCUUCUGCAAGAGGACCAGGCCCUUGAAAGACCCCCGAGAGCAAAGCAGCCCAAAGAGAACCGGGGAGAUGUUUCCUCAAUCCAAAGAGCAACACCGCGGGCCCACAAGGGCCGACGGUCCUCCUCCUCGAGGCGGGCGGCGAGCGGCCUCGACCCCGCAGCUGGCGGAGCCGCGCGGCGAGAAGGCGAGCGGCCCGGGGGGGGCGGGCGUUGAGGCGAGGCGAUAUUCGCAGAGGCGCGAGGCGGAAGGGAGGGUGGAGCAGGGCAGGCCUGUCCGGGAGCAGCAGCAGAAGAAGGAAAGUUUCAAAAGGAGGGUGGAGGGAAGGUCUCAAACCCUCAGGAGCCCUCCGCGUGCGGGCGGCGAGGGCGAGACGGAGAGGGGUCCCGGUAAGGAGGCGGGGCAGCGAGGCGCCGGCGGCAGGAACGGGUCGACGGAGGAGCGCAGCGCGGGCAAAGAAGGCGUCAAGAAGAGGGAGUCGCUGCUGUCGUUUAAAGGGAUGUGGAGCAGAAGAAGCUCCGUGGUGUCGCCGCGGGAGGCGGGGGGAGGAGACGACCCGUUUUCUCCCUCCAAAGGAGACUCUCCGGGGGCGCCGCAGAGCCAAAAGAGACCCGUCAACCCCGGCCCCUGGAAGGUGCCCAGCUCGGCCAGGAUCCUCUCCAGGGAAGAGGUCCUCCGUGACCCGUGUGGAUUCUCAGCAGCGCCCUGAGCAACGUGCUUCCAUAAAACACACAAGAGACGCUUCUACUGCCUUUGGGCCGCCUCCACGUUUGUCUUUGGGUCUUCUUCUUCUCUCUUUUUUUUUUUUUUUUGAAGAAGCAUGUAGCAGCUCCCCUUCCCCGCCUUGUCCGCUGC